CUCUCAUGACUCACAGCAUCACUCAAUCGCAUAUACAAACAUGGCCGAGGCAUUCGCACAAACAGACCUUCAGGGCGCAUUGCCCCUCAUCGCCCGGGGCAAAGUGCGUGAUCUGUACGAGGUGGAUGCUAAGACUUUGCUCUUCGUUGCAACUGAUCGCAUCUCCGCCUACGAUGUGAUCAUGGAGAAUGGCAUUCCUAACAAGGGUGUUCUCCUCACUCUCUGCACGCAAACAUGGUUCAAGAUUCUGUCCGAGGCCAUUCCCUCUCUGCGCACGCAUUUCCUCACUCUCGACCUUCCGCCUCAAAUCCCCGCCUCGCUUCGCCCGGUGCUUCAGAACCGGAGCAUGCAGGUCCGCAAGCUUAAGAUUCUCCCCAUUGAGGCCAUUGUCCGCGGAUACAUCACAGGCUCCGCAUGGAAGGAAUACCAGAAGUCGGGCACCGUGCAUGGAAUCAAGAUCCCCGCCGGCUUGAAGGAGAGCGAGGCCUUCCCCGAUGGCCCGAUCUAUACACCAAGCACAAAGGCUGAGCAAGGCGAGCAUGAUGAAAACAUUCACCCUGAUCAAGCUACCGCUAUUGUCGGCGAACCGUUUGCGUCCACCAUUGCCGCCCUUUCUGUCCAGCUCUACAAGGCCGCCCAUGCCUAUGGUCUCGAGCGUGGCGUUAUCAUUGCCGACACGAAAUUCGAAUUCGGCCUCGAUGAGGAAACCAACGAGGUUGUGCUGGCUGAUGAGGUCCUGACACCGGACUCCUCGCGGUUCUGGCCCAAGGACACCUACGAGAUUGGCCGUGGCCAGGCAAGCUUCGACAAGCAGAUCCUGCGUGAUUGGUUGGUCAAGGAAGGACUGAAGGGCAAGCCGGGCGUCCGGAUGAGCGAUGAGAUCGCACAGAAAACCAGUGAGAAGUACAAGGAGGCCUGGGAGAUGAUCACUGGGGGUAACUAG
Messenger RNA from Aspergillus wentii DTO 134E9, 943 nucleotides. RefSeq names its product phosphoribosylaminoimidazolesuccinocarboxamide synthase. Gene Ontology annotation, molecular function: phosphoribosylaminoimidazolesuccinocarboxamide synthase activity. Gene Ontology annotation, cellular component: cytoplasm. Gene Ontology annotation, biological process: 'de novo' IMP biosynthetic process. The coding region runs from base 41 to 943 and encodes 300 amino acids. NCBI's taxonomy places the organism in Eukaryota, Fungi, Ascomycota, Eurotiomycetes, Eurotiales, Aspergillaceae. The transcript is spliced from 3 exons. The record is from RefSeq and is a predicted model, not a curated record.